This is a messenger RNA of Magnolia sinica, 5729 nucleotides long. Its product is annotated as proteasome activator subunit 4. The transcript is spliced from 35 exons. The record is from RefSeq and is a predicted model, not a curated record. NCBI's taxonomy places the organism in Eukaryota, Viridiplantae, Streptophyta, Magnoliopsida, Magnoliales, Magnoliaceae. Gene Ontology annotation, molecular function: proteasome binding; peptidase activator activity. Gene Ontology annotation, cellular component: cytosol; nucleus. Bases 86 to 5524 code for a protein of 1812 amino acids. Gene Ontology annotation, biological process: proteasomal ubiquitin-independent protein catabolic process.
AGCAGAAAAAAGGUACCUUUUUUCUUCGUAUUUUCUCCCCCAUUUCUCACGCAGAGAGAGAGAGAGAGAGAGAGAGAGAGAGAGAAUGCAUCUCUACAAUGCAUGGCUUCCUCCUCCUGUUGCAGCAGAGACGAAUCGCGAGAGGGAAUCUUUCGCCUCUGUUGUUAGAUCGGUGAAGGAAUUAUGGCGAUCGGACGAUCCAGAGUCCGUCUAUUCGACUCUCAAAUGGAUCUCAGUCAUCGAACUUUUUGUAAGAGCAAAAAGCGAAGUUUCUUUGGAAGAUGUAGCGGCACUUGUGGAAGUUGGGCUGGAAAUAUUUCGCAUUUCAGAGAACAAACUUUACGCACAGGUUAGAUGGGGAAAUAUCUUAGUCAGAUUACUAAAGAAAUAUGGAAAGAAAUUGUCCUUGAGUGUUCAAUGGCGACCUUUCUAUGACACUUUGAUGCAAACACACUUCAGCAGAAACACAGGUCCAGAGGGGUGGAGAUUGAGACAACGGCAUUUUGAGGCUGUGACUUCCCUCAUUCAAUCCUGCCGGAAUUUCUUCCCAUCAGGCUCUGCCGCUGAGAUUUGGUCGGAGUUCGGAUCCUUAAUGGAAAAUCCUUGGCAUAAUUCGUCCUUUGAAGGUUCUGGAUUUGUGAAACUGUUUCUUCCGGCAAACAUGGAGAACCGUGACUUCUUUUCACAGGAUUGGAUCAAACAGUGCCUAGAUCUGUGGGAUUCAAUACCAAAUUGCCAGUUUUGGGAUAUUCAAUGGGCAGCAGUUAUGGCUCGCUGUAUAAAGCACUACAAUUCUAUUGACUGGGAGUGUUUCUUACCAGUGCUUUUUACACGAUUCUUGAAUAUGUUUGAGGUUCCUGUAGCAAAUGGAAAUGGAUCAUAUCCUUUUUCUGUGGAUGUUCCAAGAAAUAUGAGGUUCUUGUUUUCCAGCAAAGUGGUUACCCCUGCCAAGGCCAUUGCCAAGUCAAUUGUGUAUCUGUUGAAGCCUGGGAGUUCUGCACAAGAGUACUUUGAGAAAAUGUCAAACCUAUUAGAACAAUAUUACCAUCCAUCAAACGGGGGCCGCUGGACUUACUCAUUAGAGCGUCUGCUGCGGUACUUAGUACUUACCUUCCAACAACGGCUUCGUCAUGAGCAACAAAAUGCAGAUGACAACGGACAUGCUGAACUCUCUUUGGGAAAAACAGAAAGAGCUGCUUUUGUCAAAGUGGUGCUGAAGUUAAUUGAUCGCGGCCAGUACAGCAAAAACGAAUCUCUUGCUGAAACUGUUGCUGCUGCAACUUCCAUUUUAGCAUAUGCAGAGCCUUCCUUGGUGCUUCCAUUUAUUGCAUCUCGGUUCCACCUGGCCUUGGAGACGAUGACGGCUACCCACCAGUUGAAGACUGCUGUCACAUCUGUUGCGUUUGCUGGGCGUGCUCUGUUUCUUGCUUCUGUUUCAGACACUCCAUCCAUAACUGAUGGUCUCGGCGGUGCAGAUGCCUUCACUGAUCUUAUAAUUAUUUCAUUAAACAAUGCAUUACUUGGUAUGGAUGCCAAUGAUCCUCCAAAGACCUUGGCAACCAUGCAAUUGAUUGGUUCUGUAUUCUCCAAUUUAUCAGCACUAGAUGAAAAUGAAGAUGGGCCCACAUUUCUCUCAGCCAUCAGUUCUUCCGAAUGGCUUGAUGAGUUCUUCUGUCGCCUGUUUUCUUUACUUCUACACUUGGAACCAAGCAGUGUUUUAAAUGAAGGGAUCCAUACAUCAGCGACAUCUGGAACUUUCCUGGUUGAAGAUGGUCCUUAUUAUUUCUGCAUGUUGGAGAUCUUACUUGGGAAGCUGUCCAAAACUUUAUAUAAUCAGGCAUUGAAGAAAAUUGCCAAGUUUGUCAACAGUAAUAUUCUUCCUGGAGCUAUUGCGGAGGUCGGGCUUCUUUGUUGUGCAUGUGUUCACUCUAAUCCAGAGGAGGCAGUUGUGCACCUUAUUGAACCGAUCUUGAAUUCUGUCAUCUCCUCUUUGAAAGGAAUCCCCAUCUCUGGCUUUGGUGGGAGAGGAAUUACUGAUGGUUCUUUUUCAACCAAGGCAACACUUUCUCCAGCUCUAGAAACAGCAAUUGAUUAUCAACUGAAGGUGUUAUCGGUUGCGAUCAGUUAUGGAGGUCCUGUGCUGCUUCGGUACGGGGAUCAAUUCAAAGAAGCAAUUGCAUCUGCAUUUGAAGCUCCUUCCUGGAAGGUUAAUGGAGCGGGGGAUCACGUUCUUCGCUCCCUUCUUGGUAGCCUGGUCAUUUAUUAUCCUGUUGACCAGUACAAGUGCUUUUCACAUCAUCCUGCUGCUGCUGUAUUAGAAGAAUGGAUUAGCACAAAAGAUUAUCAGAACAAAGAGCCAUCAUUGACCCCUAAGUGGCACAUUCCUAGUGAGGAUGAAGUGCUGUUUGCAAAUGAACUUUUAGACCUUCAUUUUCGAUCAGCUUUAGAUGAUCUUCUCAAAAUAUGUCAGAACAAAAUUCAUUCUGAUCCAGGAAAUGAGAAGGAGCACUUAAAAGUGACCCUGUUGCGCAUUGACUCUUCAUUGCAAGGCAUUUUGUCUUGCUUGCCUGAUUUUCGUCCAUCCUUUAGGAAUGGGAGUGCCACAGAUCAGGACUUCAGUUCUUUCAUAAUUGCUGGAGCAUCUGGUUCUACUGUUGGUAGUCCUGAACUGAGGGAAAAAGCUGCAAAGAUUAUACAUGUAGCUUCAAGAUACUUGUUGGAAGAAAGAUCAGAUGAUAGCAUCCUUUUCAUACUUACCAUCCGUGUAAUGGAUGCUCUAGUAAAUUUCGGAAGCUUGGAGUAUGAUGAGUGGGCAAAUCACAGACAGGCUUGGAAAUUGGAAUCUGCUGCUAUAAUAGAGCCUCCAACGAAUUUUAUUGUCUCCUCGCAUGCUCCAGGGAAGAGGAGACCCAGGUGGGCACUUAUUGACAAGGCAUACAUGCAUAAUACAUGGCGAUCUUCACAAUCGUCAUAUCAUCGAUUUCGUACAAACAGCAAUUUAUCUCCAUCAGAGCAUGCCGUUCUUUUGAUGGAUGAUCUUCUCACCCUCUCUUCUCAUAACUACGAAACAGUUCGUUCACUUGCAGGAAAAUCUCUCUUGAAGAUGCUCAAACGUUGGCCAUCACUGAUUGGGAAAUGUGUUCUUACCCUUACUGAGAGCUUGCGUGAUCCAAAUGCACCAGAACAUGCUGUGCUAGGUUCUUGCACAAUCCUUGCAACGCAAACUGUUCUUAGACAUUUGACACUGGAUCCAAAGUCCUUCUCUUCAUUUCUUUUGGGGAUUCUUUCUAGCUCCCACCAUGAAACAUUGAAAGCACAGAAGGCCAUCAAUGAGCUUUUUGUCAAAUACAACAUCCAUUUCUCUGGAGUGUCAAGGAGCAUUUUAAGGAAUUCUGACAAGUCAGAACGGCCAGAGUUUGCAGAUUUGGUUUCUCAGAUUGGUUCUAUGAGCUUUGAUACCACUGGUCUGCAUUGGAGGUAUAAUCUGAUGGCUAAUAGAGUACUGUUGUUGUUAACUAUGGCUUCUAGGAGUGACUCAGAUUCGUCUUCAAUGAUUCUCGCUGAAACUGCUGGACACUUCUUAAAGAGUUUAAAAAGUCAACUUCCUCAGACAAGGAUGCUUGCAAUUUCAGCUUUAAACAUAUUGUUGGGAGAAUCACGACACAAAAUCUCUGGUCAGGAAGAUGGCCAAUGUGCUGAGGACUUUAAAGGACAGGCUAACUCUUCCUUCGAAGGGGCUUUGAGUAAAGUAUUCCAGGAAGAGGGAUUCUUCAAUGAAACACUGAAUAGUCUUUCUCACGUCCAUAUAAUUACUGAUACCGAUGGCACAUCUUCCAGAGGAAAUCAUGGGGCUUCCUUCCAGAGCCUGGCAGACAAAUCGAUCACACGUUUUUAUUUUGACUUCUCAGCUUCAUGGCCACGCACCCCUAGUUGGAUCUCUUUGUUGGGGACCGAUAUGUUUUACUCAAGCUUCGCACGCAUUUUCAAACGGCUGAUACAAGAAUGUGGAAUGUCAGUUAUGGUUGCACUUCAAAAUGCAUUGGAGGAGUUUUCAGAUGCAAAAGAGAGGUCAAGGCAGUGUGUUGCUGCUGAAGCUUUGGCUGGAGUGCUGCAUUCUGACAUCAAUGGUCUUUUAGAAGCCUGGGAUCACUGGCUAAUGAAUCAACUGGACAAGAUCAUUCUUGCACCGUCAGUGGAUUCCAUACCUGAGUGGGCAGCUUGCAUACGAUAUGCAGUUACAGGGAAAGGAAAAUAUGGGACGAGGGUUCCCCUUUUGAGGCAAAGAAUUUUGGAUUGCCUGGUGAAACCUUUACCUCAAUCAGUGCCGACUAAUGUAGUUGCCAAGAGGUAUGCUUUUCUCUCUGCUUCACUAAUUGAAAUAUCUCCUCCCAAAAUGCCAGUCGCAGAGAUCCAGUUCCAUGAUAAACUUCUGCAAGAGUUGCUGGAUAAUAUGAGCCAUCCAUCUGCUCAGGUAAGGGAAGCUAUUGGUAUUGCCCUUUCUGUACUGUGCUCAAACAAGCGGCUUUUUGCAUCCUUUACUCUUACACAAGUACAAGAAGGGCCAGAAAGUAGUGUGAAUGACCCAUUUGGAAGGGGGAACUGGGAUCAACAUUUGAUGGAGAGGGCUUCUAAACUGGCAGUGAAUAUCCAGAACGCUAGUCAGUCGGAUAAUGUGGAGUCUCCAAUGGACAUAACUCGUGAAAAUGGUCCCUCAAAUGAUGAGUCACGAGAAGACGUUAAGUGGAUGGAAACGAUGUUCCAUUUCGUUAUUUCAUCUUUGAAGUCGGGCAGAUCUUCGCAUUUGUUAGACAUAAUUGUGGGUCUUCUUUAUCCUAUCAUUUCCUUGCAGGAAACAUCAAAUAAAGAUUUAUCAAUAUUGGCCAAGGCAGCUUUUGAAUUAUUAAAAUGGAGGAUUAUUCCACAGCCACAUCUACAGAAGGCUGUAUCAGUGCUUCUCUCAGCAGUCAAUGAUCCGAACUGGCGAACUAGAUCGGCAACUCUGACUUAUCUCCGAACUUUUAUGUACAGGCAUAUUUUCAUUCUAUCGAGUGCAGAGAAGCAAGAAAUCUGGAAAAAUAUUGAGAAGUUACUUAUAGACAACCAAGUUGAGGUGAGGGAGCAUGCUGCAGCAGUUCUUGCGGGGUUGUUGAAGGGUGGAGAUGAAGAUAUAGCCAAGGACUUCCGUGAUAGAGCAUUCUCAGAGGCACAUUCUAUUCAAAAGAAAAGAAAACAGAGAAACUCAAAUUCAGGUCAGUCUAUAGCUUCUACACACGGUGCAGUCCUUGCUUUGGCCGCUUCAGUCCUAUCAGUCCCUUACGACAUGCCCAGCUGGCUACCUGAUCAUGUGACAUUAUUGGCUCGAUUCAUUGGCGAGCCAUCCCCUGUAAGAUCUACAGUGACAAAAGCAGUAGCAGAGUUCCGGCGAACCCAUGCAGACACCUGGAACUUCCAGAAAGAUUCUUUUACUGAAGAUCAGCUUGAGGUUUUGGCAGAUACAUCAUCAUCUUCGUCAUAUUUUGCUUGAUUUGAAUGCAACCCCAAAUUGAUUAAAAAAGGGGAAAUAAUAGCGAAAGGAAAAAAAAAAAAAAAAAACAGAAAUCAGAAAUGAGGAUUAUCUUAGCGACCUUUUCAUAUAUUGUUCAUAAAAUAAGCUUUAUUUACAUAUAGCGACUGUCUGUAUCAUUUAUAUGCUUGCCAUCAGCUUAUUCUCUCUAAUAUGUAAUUUUAGU